UUUCACCUCUCCGAUCUCUGUUCCUUCGCCCAACUCUAGCAGAGCCAGGGCGCGACCGCGCGAAGGAAGCAACCAAAACCCAAAGAAAUUCCAAAAGCUCCCAAGGGAGAGAGCCAGGUCUCGGAGGCAGAGGCGGGGAGCGGCGCCAAGGAUCCAUGGAUCGGCCCCAGGAGAUGAAUUGGCCACGUGAGAUCUGGGCUUCAUCGAUCAAGGUCGUCAGUGAGAAUUAUGCCAAUCCUAUAACAUGCCUCUUCCACGUGCUCUUCAAGGCGGCGGCGCUGGCGUUCUACAUCCUGUUCUCGCUCUUUGUGAAGAGCUUCGUCAUCAUCUUUGUUAUCACCGUGCUCCUUGCGGCGCUUGACUUCUGGGUCGUGAAGAAUGUGAGCGGCAGGAUACUGGUCGGGCUGCGGUGGUGGAAUGAGAUUGACGAUGAUGGAAAUAGCGUGUGGAAGUUCGAGUGCCUAGAUGCGGAGUCUCUUGCUCGGAUGAACAAAAAGGACUCGUGGCUGUUCUGGUGGACUCUUUAUUUGACAGCUGCUGCGUGGAUCGUCCUCGGGAUAUUUUCACUCAUUAGACUUGAAGCUGAUUACCUUCUCGUUGUUGGAGUUUGCUUGACUCUAAGCCUUGCAAACAUUGUGGGGUUCACCAAAUGCAACAAAGAUGCCAAGAAGAACAUCCGGGCUUUUGCUGAAAAUGCUGCUCAAAACGCCAUCACCUCCCGCAUCACCUCAUCUCUGCAAUCAGCAUUCUCAGUUAUCUGAAGUCCAUAUUAUGUAGAGGCUCAAAUAUUACAUAUACCAGUGUACAACCUGUCAAAAGGACCAGCACCUGAUAUCCGCAUGAGUUUUUGACAUGUACACCAAACUGGUUACUUUUGAUUGGAACGACACUAUGACAGACAACAACAUACUGGAUAAUUCCACACUUGUCUCCUACACUAAUGGCAUGCUUUCUGCAUUUCUUGUACCCUGGUGUGGCCUAGAGGUCUUUGACCCUGGAACCUGUCAUCCAAUGCAAAAAUGUUAUUUUCUUGUUGA
This is a messenger RNA of Brachypodium distachyon (stiff brome), 1037 nucleotides long. Its product is annotated as Golgi apparatus membrane protein-like protein ECHIDNA. The record is from RefSeq and is a predicted model, not a curated record. The coding region runs from base 156 to 761 and encodes 201 amino acids. Gene Ontology annotation, biological process: protein secretion; vesicle-mediated transport. Gene Ontology annotation, cellular component: Golgi membrane. The transcript has 7 exons. NCBI's taxonomy places the organism in Eukaryota, Viridiplantae, Streptophyta, Magnoliopsida, Poales, Poaceae.